CUAAGAAGUAAGAAGGAUAAGGCCUUCCUGUUUCAAUUCAAUUUGGCUCCAUGACUCGCCUCUGCUCACUAGAAACUAUAAAGUAGAAACCAUCCUCGGCAAUAUUGUCGUUUUUGCACGGUGGUCCACUAGUCUUUUACCUUCUUCAACCCAUUUAACCUCUGAAGCAUCACCGUCACCGACAUUGGAGCACACCCUGUGAAUAUGCCUGCACAAUUUUUUUCCUUUCUCUUCCUUUUUAUUAAACAUUUUUUCUUCUUCGACAAAAUCGGCAUUUGUACUUUUUAUAGAGACUCUCCCUUAUGUUGUCGACAAAAAAAGCAACUUUACGGUCUCAGAUUUCGUUUCUCCAAUUUUUGGCUGUCGUAAUUCGUCUUCCUUCUUGCUAUUCAGUGGUGGUUGGGUGUGUUGGACGUUUCUGAUGUCAGUGAAGGUGGCGAUUUCGAAGGCGGCCAAUCAAUGGCGUCCGGCUUCCUCUCCUAUCCUCCAGGGGCGUUGUGGGUUGCUGACAGCUUUGGUUCUGGUUGGAAUGGUCGUGGUUUGGAGCAUUGAUGCCUGCACUGUCAACAGCUUCAUUCAUGCUUGGGGGUCUCGUCAAGAUUUGCCCUCUGUGACUGCCAGGAACGCUUAUAGGGAUUAUGGAAAACUUUACCAUAUCCCUAAAAGGCCUAUAGUCAAGGGGCAUUCAAGCUGGAUUUCUAGUGAACUUGAGCCAAUGACAUCAAAUCUUCUUGCUCGAUGGUCAGGUCGUGGAGGAGAGCCUUGCGAAUAUUCGAAGACAGUGGAAAUAGCAAUUCCUAGCCUGGACGAUGGGAAAGUAAUAGAGCUUUUGGCUGGGGAUGUUUAUGAGUUUGUCUUUCAAGCAUUGGAUGAUUCUGGAAAUCCUCGGUGUUCUGGCGGGGAUUACUUUGAGACUGAUCUGUCGGGCGAAUGGUGGAAAUCUCGACCUACGAUGAAGGAUUUCAACAACGGAUCCUACUCGAUUUCACUUCAAGUUCAUCCAGAUUUUGAUGGGGUUUACAAUCUCACUAUAAUUCUGCUCUAUAGACAGUUUGAAGGCCUGAAGAUGACGCCACGGAGAUUUGCUUAUGAUCAAGUGCUUCGCAAGUUUGCCAUCAGAUUCUACAGGAGUAGUGCUCAAUUACCAGAACUAGAGACGUGCAAAAAAUCAGACUUUACUAGGGAUGUCUGGAGCGGAAGGUGGACAAGGCACGGUAAGAAUGAUGACUGUGAAAUAAGUAAUGAUGGUAGGUACCGAUGCCUAGAACCGGAUUUUCCUUGCAAAACUCCAUGGUGUAAUGGUUCUUUGGGGAUUCUGGAGAGCAAUGGUUGGGUGUACUCAGCACACUGCUCAUUCAAAAUGUUUUCAGCUGAUUCUGCUUGGAAUUGCUUGAAGAAUCGGUGGAUUUUCUUCUGGGGCGAUUCAAAUCACGUUGACACCGUACGUAAUUUGCUCAAUUUCAUUCUUGAUUUGCCUCAAAUACGUUCUGUCCCUAGGAGAUUUGAUAUGAACUUUUCGAACCCAAAAGACCAGUCUCAAACAGUUAGGAUUACGAGCAUCUUCAAUGGACAUUGGAAUGAGACACAAAACUAUCUAGGAUUGGAAUCGCUGAGAGAUGAAGGGUUUCAGAAUUUGCUGAAGAAGUACUUCUCUGAAGAUACAGUCCCAGACACCGUGAUCAUGAACUCUGGCUUGCACGAUGGUGUUCGUUGCCGUACUGUGAGAGCAUUUUCUGCUGAAGCAGAGAAUGCAGCCUCAUUUUGGGCAGAUGUUAUGAAGCAGGUGAGGCAAAGAGGAUUGGUAUGGCCAAAGGUCUUUUACAGGGCCACAGUUGCAACUGGUGGACACGCGAGAACACAAGUAUUCAAUCCUAACAAGAUGGAGGUGUUCAAUCAUGUAUUAUUGGAGAAACUGAAGAAAGCUGGGGUUGUCUCUGGCGUGAUUGAUAACUUCGAUAUCACAUUUCCAUGGCAUUUUGAUAAUCGAUGCAGUGAUGGGGUUCACUAUGGAAGGCCUCCGGCGAAGAUGAGGUGGCGAGAUGGCCUCAUAGGGCAUCAAUAUUUUGUGGACGUCAUGUUAGCUCAUGUUCUGCUUAAUGCUAUGUGUGCAAGAUAGGCAUGAAGGUUUGAGUCAUAAGAGAUGGCCAUUCCUUAUUCUUUCCCUACGAGUUUGGAUCCUUAUGAUUUAUUAAUUAGGCUUGGUAUUCUUUCUUGUUCAUAAUCUUGUUAGCAAAUUUUCUUCAUACGUACGGUUGUUGCACUUGUAGAUUAGCAGAGGUUUUUGAACUCUUUGGAACACAUUAUUACUAUUUUUAUUUAUCAUCAAUGAAGUUCAAAUGUUAUUCUUCA
This is a messenger RNA of Prosopis cineraria, 2349 nucleotides long. RefSeq lists its product as uncharacterized. The record is from RefSeq and is a predicted model, not a curated record. NCBI's taxonomy places the organism in Eukaryota, Viridiplantae, Streptophyta, Magnoliopsida, Fabales, Fabaceae.